CGUUCCUUCUGGAGACAGCGGCUGGCCGCCGAACUGAAACAGCUUCGUAGGAGAAACAAAUCAGGAAGAACAGCCAAGGGCAGCGAGGCUGUGGUCACGCGGAGUGGCUGGGUGUGGGACGCCCUAGAUCCGUCGCUGGCCUGCACGUGGAUGGACGAGGAGGGCAUGGAGUUUCUGCUUGAUGCGGUGGAUAGGUUUCCCGUGCGGGAGGAGUUUGCUGAUAACAUUGAACAGCCAGAUCUGGUUCCUCUUCUGUAUUUGCUACAGAACGGGGGCGGCGGAGAGCAAGGUGCUAUUGCGGCGAACCGUGGUUCUGGGGUGGCUCAGUUGGCCGGUGGAGAUGUCUCGCCCGACGAGCAGGGCGAUGCCAGGAGACGGCGAGUUGCGUCUCCGACGAGGUCUGCUCAGUCAACCGACCGAGUUAAUCCAGAGGCCCCUAGCUGGACUAAACGGUUGCAUCUUGGGAGUGCGCCACCAGACCGUUUGCCAUGCCCAUCCAGGAUGACUGCUCUGGAGUUAACAAUCCGCAAAUAUGCGGAGCAACCGGACAAGAGCGUGAUGCGGCCUGAACUAGGCCUCAGCUUCGACUCGUUGGGUGAGGCAUAUGAAUUCUACAAUCUUUAUUCCUGGGAGAUCGGCUUCGGAAUAAGAUAUGGGAAAAGCAGACUAAAUGCUCAGAGGACAAAGACGAUGCAGGAAAUUGUUUGUGGAUGCUCGGGAAAACCGGAAGCAGAGAACAGCAGAUCAUGCUGAUGUGAGUGCCCAGCACUGAUUAGGUUGUUGUGAGUAUCGGACAACAGUUGCUACAUCACUGAACACCGAGAAAAUCACAACCAUUCUCUGUCGCUGACUAUGGGUGAGAAGGUGCACUGGCCGUCACAUAAACACAUAGAUGUUUACACCAAGGAUCUGAUUAGGCAACUAAGGGAAAACAAUGUCAAUUUGGGAAAGGUGUACAACAUAAUUGGGAGUUUCUUCGGGUGUGUUGAGAAGGUGCCAUUCACAAAGAGGACACUCGGGAAUAUAUGUGGAAAGAUUAGCCGUGAACAAGCUGACGAUGAAGUCUGGAAAACGCUUGAAGUGUUUGCUGACAUACGUUCAAGAGAUCCAGGGUUCACCUAUGUGGUGCUGGCUGACAAGACAAGUAAGGUCAAAAAUCUAAUGUGGGCGAAUGGCAGCAGCCGUAUGCAAUACAAAUUCUUUGGGGAUGUGGUAACGUUUGACACGACGUACAGAACAAACCUGUAUGAUAUGCCGUUCGGGUUAUUUGUCGGAGUUAACAAUCAUUACCAGAGCAUCAUCCUGGCGGGGGUGUUAAUGCGCGAUGAUCAAGAAGAGAGCUUCGAGUGGGUUUUCGCGGAAUUUCUUCGUAUGAUGGGCGGGCCUGCCCCCAGAACUAUACUCACAGACCAGUGUAGGGCGAUGGAGGUCACGAUCAGGAGAACUUAUCGUGACACUGUCCACCGUUGGUGCAAGUGGCAUGUCCUCAAGAAGGCGAAGGAAACGUUGGGCCCACUAUACACGAAGAAGAGCGAUUUUCAGGCUGAAUUUCACAAGGUAGUGAACCACAUGUUAACGGAAGAAGAGUUCGAAUCAGCUUGGGCAGCGCUGCUGGAUAAGUACAACUUGAGGAGUCACGCCUACAUGACACAAAUAUAUGAAACCCGGAGGAAAUGGGCCAAGCCAUAUUUCAGGCGUGUGUUUUGCGCAAAGAUGGCAAGCACCCAGCGCAGUGAGAGCGCAAACCACAUGCUGAAGUCAUACAUGCCCCCUGCAAGCCCAAUGCAUGUCUUUGUCAGGCAGUAUAUGAGGCUGCAAUUUGACAGAGAGCGCGAUGAAAGCUACAAGGAGAAGAGGCCCAUGAUAGGGGCCCGGUAAGAUGAACUAACCUCGCGAUAGAGCGCCAUGCCAGCAAAAUAUACACUAGGAACAUGUUCGAGCGGUUUGGCGAGCUCCUGGUUGAAGGAACCGCGUACAAUGUCACUGAAGUCGAUAGGAUGAGGAGAUACAUCACCACUCACAAUAACGCAGCGAAAAGGGAGAAGUGGAGCAGGGUUGAGUAUGAGGUAACAAUAAACGAAGACAUGUCGAUCUUCAGUUGCGAGUGCGGCAAGUUCGAGCAUACUGGCAUGCUUUGCAGCCGUUCGUUGAGGGUGAUGGAAAUUCUUCACAUGGAGGAGAUACCAAAGCAUCACAUCAUGAAGCGGUGGACGAGGGACGCGAGAGAUGUACUGCCUGGGCACCUGGUUCAGUACCAGAAAGACAGUUCACAAAACCUGUCAUUCACAUACAGGCAUGCAACUCUAUAUGUGAAAGCUAUGGAAGUCGUGAGGAUGGGAGACGCAAGUGCUGCAUCAUAUGAUCAUGUGAACGCGGCUCUCGACGCUGUGCUACAGAGUGGGGCAGCAAUUGCGGAGAAGAGAGAUGGCCUGGCUUUCGAGGAUCGGCUCGUUGAACAUACACCUGCAAUACCAGGCCCAAAUGGGGAACUAGCGUUUGUCCCGCUGGGCACUGAACAAUGCCGGAGCCCCGGUCAUUCUGUCAGUGUGAAUGCAAUGCAAAAUCUAGCAGCUCCAGACAAGCAUAGAGGUGCUGGGAGACCGACAAGCAGCCGAGAGAAGGCUCCGUACGAGGGGUUAAGCAAGAGGACAAGAUUCUGCAGCAUAUGCUGCCGCGAAGGUCAUAAGAAGACGAUGUGCCCAGAAAGGGGGGAUGCGCCAAAGAAGCCACGAAAACCUGGCAAAUGCAAGAACUGUGGAAUAGAAGGGCAUCGACGGAAUACAUGCAAGAGGCCGCUUGGGGUUGCCGAGCACUGAGUUGUAUGGAAUCGGAAUGGCUCAUGUUUCAGUGAUUUGGUUGAGCGAUUUUCCUUGAGUGUUUACGGUGGGUGAGCAAUGCAUCUGUAUUUUUAUCAGUGUAGACAGCCUGUGUACGACGAUGUAUCUGAGAGCACAAUCUUUCUUUCUGUAGCGCUAAAACUGAUAACUGAAUUUUCCAGCAGCAGCCGUGGUUCAUGCUGUUCUGUUGCUUCAA
Molecule: messenger RNA, 3033 nt
Organism: Triticum dicoccoides
Lineage: Eukaryota; Viridiplantae; Streptophyta; Magnoliopsida; Poales; Poaceae
Exons: 7
Coding region: 151-753 (200 amino acids)
Source: RefSeq, a predicted model, not a curated record